UAGUGAUGGUCAACCAUGCAUGUAGUGGGUGUGGUCAACGGUUCAAUAUUCUUAAUGAUUCUUGCUUCUCAUGACCCUGUUCCCAGAAAUUUCGCACCACAAAGUCAACAUCAAAUCCUUGUGAAAAUAGUUUCUCUUCAGGAAGUGGGUUUAUAGAGCCCACAUAAGGUGGUGUCUUGUCUUGAUAAGUAUUCAUCUUUUUUCUAGCAAUACAUUGACUUGCCCCAUUUUUUUUCUUCCAUGUUCAACAUGGCUUCCCUCACUCUCAUUUCUGUUUUUUCUCUGUUGAUGCUAAGAUUCUGUUCUUUGAUUUAUGCUCAGCAGCCUUAUGUUGGAAAAGCUACAACAGAUUGCGACAACAUAGGUAUUUCAAAUUCAAAUUCUGUGCUUGGGUACUCCUGUAAUGGCCUAAUCAGGAAUUGCCCAGCUUACCUUAUCUUCAGAUCUCAGCCUCCUUUCAACACAGUUGUUUCCAUCUCUACACUCUUGAACUCUGACCCAUCUCACCUCUCUCAAAUAAAUUCAGUUCCUGAGAGUGCCACGUUCGAAUCAAAUAAGUUGGUUAUAGUUCCUGUCAACUGCUCUUGUUCAGGUCAGUAUUACCAGGCAAACACUUCUUACGUUAUUCAGCAUGAUAAUACCCAUUUCGUUAUAGCAAAUAAUACCUUUCAAGGCUUGUCAACUUGUCAAGCUCUCAAGGAACAAAACAGGAUUCUUACUAAGAAUUUAUACUCUGGUACAAGAAUCACUGUUCCUCUGAGAUGUGCCUGUCCCACGAAGAACCAAUCUGAUGUCAAUCUCCAUUAUUUAUUGAGCUACGUAGUCACUUGGCGUGAUACUAUUUCUGGUAUUAGUGCAAGAUUUGGUGCCGAUACUGGGAGGACUCUUGAAGCUAAUCGGCUUUCCGAGCAAGCACCUACCAUUUAUCCCUUCACUACAGUACUAGUGCCUUUACAAAAUUUGCCAUCAGAUACUCAAACAAUAGAGCCACCACCACCUCCAUCUUCGCCUCCACCUCCGUCUCCAUCUCCUAACUCUUCCUCCAAUGAAAGCUCAAAGAAAAAUUGGAUUUAUGCCAUUGUAGGGAUUCUUGCAGGAAUUGCUCUUACAUUGAUCUUUGGUACCAUUAUUUUCUUUGUAAUUUUUUGUCGAAGUAAGAAAGAGCCUGAGUCAAUUAUCGUCCCAAAGGUCGUUGAGGAACGUGAAAGACCAUUAAACAAGAAGUUGGAUGAAGAAUCUCAGGACUUCUUGGACAGUAUGUCUAGUAUAGCUCAAUCUCUGGAAGUGUACAAUUUUAAAGAACUUCAAUCUGCAACUGAUAAUUUCAGCCCCAGUUGUUUGAUUAAAGGAUCUGUUUAUCGCGGCACAAUAAAUGGUGAUUUUGCUGCCAUUAAGAAAAUGAACGGAGAUGUGUCGAAGGAGAUAAAUUUAUUGAACAAGAUCAAUCAUUCUAGUCUAAUCCGCCUAUCUGGCAUUUGUUUCAAUGAUGGGAAUUGGUAUUUGGUUUAUGAGUUUGCUGACAAUGGACCCUUGAGUGACUGGAUUUAUGACAACAAGAAUGAAGGGAAGGUUUUGAAUUGGGCACAAAGAAUACAAAUUGCAUUGGAUGUGGCCACAGGUCUUAACUAUCUGCAUAGCUUCACCAGCCCUCCUCAUGUUCACCAGGAUAUCAAUAGCAGUAAUAUCCUACUUGACAGUGAUUUUAGGGCUAAAAUAGCAAACUUUGCUCUAGCAAGGUCGACAGAGGGGAAGGAAGGUGAGUUUGCCUUGACAAGGCACAUUGUAGGGACUAAAGGUUUUAUGGCUCCCGAGUAUUUGGAAAACGGUCUGGUUUCCACAAAGCUUGAUGUCUAUGCAUUUGGAGUUCUGAUGCUGGAGAUACUCACUGGGAAAGAGGCUGCUGCAUUGAAUGGAGAAGAGAAUAUGUAUUUAUCAGAUGCCUUGGAUGUUGUGCUUAAAGAUGGACAAGAGAAUUUGCGGCACUUCGUAGAUCACUCUAUGCAAGGGAACUAUCCUUCAGAACUUGCUAUAAUUGUGAUCACAAUGACCGAAAGUUGCUUGAAGAAAAAUCCUACUCAUCGCCCAGCCAUGGAUGAAAUAGUGCAGUCUCUUUCGACAAUCUUGAACGCUUCACUGACUUGGGAAUUGUCAAACACCGUCUCACGCUAGACGCUACUAGAUUGUAGUUGGAGCUCUUCAGGGAAAAAACACCAAGCCACCUCCUCAUCCAAACAGGACCAAGCCCAGGUGACAACCAGCACAUCUUCAUCCAACAAUUUCUGAGUAUUUCAAAUCCCACAACCAGAGGUUCUGGCAAAAGUCUUAGAAGGCAGCGGCUGUGACCUCAAGCAAGGCCGCCGUUGUGGUCUUCUGAGGCCAACCCAAGACCUCUCGUAGUGCAUCUGGGC
Pistacia vera is the source of this 2408-nucleotide messenger RNA. RefSeq names its product lysM domain receptor-like kinase 4. Gene Ontology annotation, biological process: protein phosphorylation. Lineage: Eukaryota; Viridiplantae; Streptophyta; Magnoliopsida; Sapindales; Anacardiaceae. The record is from RefSeq and is a predicted model, not a curated record. The transcript is spliced from 2 exons. Gene Ontology annotation, molecular function: ATP binding; protein kinase activity. Bases 241 to 2169 code for a protein of 642 amino acids.